Molecule: messenger RNA, 876 nt
Organism: Naegleria lovaniensis
Lineage: Eukaryota; Heterolobosea; Eutetramitea; Acrasida; Naegleriidae
Exons: 1
Coding region: 1-876 (291 amino acids)
Source: RefSeq, a predicted model, not a curated record
AUGUCAGAGUCUCAUUCCCAUCGCACGAGUGAUUUAUCCAAUAUUGAACAUGCCUAUUUUGAAUUAAACAAGGCACUGCAUUUAAAAAUAAAACAAUUAGAACAAUAUGAAUUGUGUCUACAGGAAAGAGAACGAGAGUUAAAUCGAAGAGAAUUGUUACUCAUUGAAAAAUAUGGUUCCGACAAGUGGCUGGAAAGUAAUUCACAGACGACACAACCUCGUGAUCAUUUGGAAAAUGAUGUUAAAACAACACAUGAAAAAUCACUCUCGCACCAGAAAUUAGUGGACGCUAAUGUUUUCACAGUCACUCAAUUUGAUAUUAAUUUUACAAGCAACAAGAUGAAAACAUUUAAUUCAAACAGAGGCGUGAUUAAACACCAUGUGGAUGAUCAACUCUGUGCCUGUAUGGGUCUGAUUGAGGAAAAUUCAUAUGACAAUUUCGAUGUGAUAAGAUUCCAAGUGAAAUUGGGAAAUAAUUGUGAAGGACUCUAUCUUGGAUUUGCUUCUCAAGACGAUUUCUAUUUAUCAGGAAAGAAUUACUUGACUUGUGCUUGGAUGAUACAAAUCAUGUUGAGAGAUGAAAAAAUACAUUUAGUGAAAUUUAGUCCUCAACAAGAAUUUGAAGGUGGAGAGGAGAUUACACUAAGGACACCCGAAGCUUUGAAUCGAGUUCAAACUUUGUUUGGAUUGAAGCUUGAAAUGAAUUAUCAUGUGAAAAAGGGAAUUAUAGAAUUGAGUGUGCACGAUGGAGAAUCCAUGAUAAUUUUUGAUGGAUUAUUGGAGCACACUCGUAUUCGACUGUUUCCAGCAUUUGAGACUCGACAGACCAAUUGUCAAUUUGAAUUUGAUUCAUCCGAUCAUGACUUGCGUGAAUGA